Messenger RNA from Talaromyces stipitatus ATCC 10500, 2189 nucleotides. RefSeq names its product cell differentiation protein (Rcd1), putative. The transcript is spliced from 4 exons. Gene Ontology annotation, cellular component: CCR4-NOT complex; P-body; CCR4-NOT core complex. The record is from RefSeq and is a predicted model, not a curated record. Lineage: Eukaryota; Fungi; Ascomycota; Eurotiomycetes; Eurotiales; Trichocomaceae. The coding region runs from base 1 to 1182 and encodes 393 amino acids. Gene Ontology annotation, biological process: mRNA catabolic process; negative regulation of translation.
AUGUUGCAGACUCAGACUCAACACGUUUUCUCCCACCAGCAUCAAUAUCCGCAGGCCGAGCCGUCGUGGUUGCAUCAGCAGCAACAUCACCAACCCCAGCAUCAUCCACAGCAGCAACAGCACUCAUCGCUUGCCGCACAACAACAUGCCCAAGCACAGGCUGCCGCUGCCGCUGCCGCCGCCGCCGCUCAGCAGCAACAUUACAAUCGCAUCGCAAUGGCAGGGAAUGGAUCGGGCGCUGGUAACCAGGGACAGGGCGCUGGCAACCACGGUGCAGGCUUGAACGCAGAUGGUUCAUCCCUUUCAGCUGGCGCUGGUAUGGAUGGCAAUAUUAGUGAGGAGAGCCGUCGAGUCUUUAUUUGGGUUGCAGAGCUGCUUGAUCCCAAUCGACGAGAAACUGCUUUGAUGGAACUCAGCAAGAAGCGUGAGCAAGUUCCGGAACUCGCUCUCGUCAUCUGGCACUCUUUUGGCGUUAUGACUGCGUUGCUGCAAGAGAUUAUUUCCGUCUACCCAUUGUUGAACCCUUCGCAGUUGACGGCCGCUGCCUCGAACCGGGUUUGCAACGCGUUGGCGUUACUUCAGUGUGUUGCUUCACAUAACGAUACCCGAACUCUGUUUUUGAACGCACACAUCCCGUUGUUUCUCUACCCCUUCCUCAAUACUACUUCCAAGUCUCGUCCAUUCGAGUACUUGCGCCUGACAUCCCUCGGCGUCAUUGGUGCACUCGUCAAGAAUGACUCUUCCGAUGUGAUCAACUUUCUGCUCACAACCGAGAUCAUUCCACUCUGUCUUCGCAUUAUGGAGACCGGUUCAGAGCUUAGCAAGACUGUUGCCAUCUUCAUUGUUCAGAAAAUCCUUUUGGACGACUUGGGCUUAAAUUAUAUCUGUGCUACUUAUGAGCGCUUCUACGCCGUCGGCACUGUUUUGAGCAACAUGGUGACUCAGCUUGUUGAGCAGCAAACUGUGCGACUUUUAAAACAUGUAGUCCGCUGUUUCUUGAGACUGAGUGACAAUAGCCGUGCUCGCGAGGCCUUACGGCAGUGUCUUCCGGAACCUCUCCGCGACGCGACGUUUUCGUCAGUCCUUCGCGAUGACGCUGCUACCAAACGUUGCUUGGCGCAGCUACUAAUCAAUCUUUCGGAUAAUGUGGACGCCGGAAGUGCUACUGGUGCCUCUAUGUGAAUGGACAGAUUUUUACGCAUACCAAUAUCCUCAUCCAUAGGAUGAUGAAACUUCACGACCUGCAUGGAACGGUAAAUGGCGAACUCGGAUAUAUGUUUCUUCAUUUGAUCUUCUAUUUCGUCUUUUUCUAUUAUCGGAUUUAUUACUUUCUCGGAAAUGACGUGCGAAAAGAACGAUCGUCAAUCUUCAGUUUCGUGGUGGAAUCGACUUUGACGGACAUGCCUGUUACGAAACGGCUGAACUAUUUCGCCCUGCAAUCUGGAAGACUAUCUAUUUCGUGCACAUAUGCAUGAUUCUAGGAAUGUUUCGUUGGUUUACAAGAAAUGGUCGGUAUAAUGAUUCUUCGGGGUGCUUUCAUUCUCAUUUUUGAAGCUUUUCCUCCCUUCUCCCCUGCAUUAUACGGUUGCUGUGUUUAUUGAUAUUCUUCACUUACCCUUCCUGCGCUAUAGAGUUUAGCUACACGAGUGAUACCAGGAUGUUUGCUUUUGCAUUUCUAUUUGUUUGAUCAUGUAUUCUUCCCUUCAACGAUUUUGCGACAAGGACGACCAGACGGUCUUCGAAUACUGAUCUUGGUGCAGUUGGUGUCAUCUAUUCGAAGGUCGACUGCUCUGUUCGGCAUGGCAGAAGGACGACAUGAAUAUUUUCCUGGAAAGUUGACGACGGACCCGGCGUUUACCUCGAUUCACAAAUUGUUUUUAUCCUUGCUGUCAUCUUUACUUUCCUGCUUGCACAAAGAAAAUCCUUGCUAUGUUGUACUCUACCAAAAUCUUGCGUCUUGUGUUCUGUCAUCAUUAUGAGAGGAAGCAUUCCAGAUAGGAAGACAUUUGGCUGCCUUCUAGAUGCUUUGUUUCUCAGGUCUACGUUGUUUCUCUGCUUCAAUUCAAUGUCUAUUAUGUCCUUAGGCAUAUGGUUGUAGCUCGUUGGAUUUUCCAUUGAGUGACCAGUUAUCCUCAUGGCACAUUGCCACAUUGUCAUAUUAUUAUCUAUCAAAAUAUAAUAGUUCACUU